ACACAGUAAUAUGGGAGACAUGCAGCACCAAGAAGUGAUUCUACAUAACUCGGUUUCGCCAAAGUCGUCAUUCAAUAUAGAUGAACCUCCAAUGGUGUUUCAAUGUGCUCAGUGUAAUGUCAUUGUUGGGGAUUCUACAGCAUGGGUUUGCAUAGACGAUAUAUCGAGGACAAUAACACUAAAUAAUGUAACAAGUGCAGUAGUGGAAGAAGAAAUGAAGACAGCAAGUACAGGCUUUGAUGCAGGAAGCACUUACUACAAGAUGGCCUGUGCCACGUGUAAGGAGGAAAUUGGACGAAAGUAUAAGGGAGCUGUGAACCACUUGGACUCUGCAAGAGGAAAAUACACUCUGUUUGUCGACAAGCUGUCCAGCUAUCAGAUUGGAAGUUUUGACAAAGAGAGAAGUGAAACCACAGACAUGUCUGACAUUCUAAGCAUGGCUAAUAUCAGGGAUAUACAUGUUCAGUUGUCUAAGCUUACUGCCGUAAUGCAGGGAAUGAAUGACCGAGUGCUGGCCUUGGAGCAGGGAUAUCAGACUCCAAUAGGGGAUGAUAACAUGAGCGUUAAGAGUAUGUCGUAUCCCUGCAGUAGUUAUUCUAGUGUUCCUCCUCGAUUCCAUUCUCCCUCCUAUCAGCCUAAUCGAAUCUUUCCUAGCGGCCAAUUACCCGUCACACAAAUUUGUAACGGUGAAGGUCAAGGUGAAGGUCAUGGUCACAGCCUGAAAUCAGACGGUUCUGUUUUUAAGAGACCACAAGUAAGACACCCCCGACAGCAUACAGGUCACCAUGACAACUAUCCCGAGAGUGUACAGAGUACUUAUUCCCACCUGGAGCAGCUUCACAAGGUUGACCAACAGGAGCGUCCUCUGGGAAUUGAUCCGGAUGACAGUUUUCAGAGCCAUAGCAACUAUGUUAGAAACAUUCACAGCAGCAAAACCAGACAGCAAAGACGCAACUCGCUUAGUCUGGAGACUGCACAACACAAAGAAAAUGUACCACAAAAUUUCAGAAGGGAAGAGUUGACUCAAGGAUAUAGAGGACAGAGAAACUUUAGUUCAGGUAGACUGAAUGAAGAUAAUAGAAAUAAAGUGGAUGAGGAAUCGAACAAGGGAUCGUGUUCAACAUCUCGAGGGAACUUGAAGCGAAAAGAAGUUCCAUCUUGUGACCCCCUGCAGGCCAUGAUGAGUAGACGGCACAAACGGAGAAUCUGAGUCGUUCAUAGUAUUGAUUAGGCAUAGGAAUACUGUAGGGGUUUCAUAAUAUAAUAGUCUUAUAGUCUAAUUUUAGGCCUUUCCACUUAAAGAGUAAAAAGAACUCCAAGAACAAAUCUUCAAACAUAUUAAAUUUUG
Saccostrea echinata is the source of this 1348-nucleotide messenger RNA. RefSeq lists its product as uncharacterized. Bases 11 to 1210 code for a protein of 399 amino acids. Gene Ontology annotation, biological process: chromosome segregation; CENP-A containing chromatin assembly. Gene Ontology annotation, cellular component: chromosome, centromeric region; chromatin; nucleus. The record is from RefSeq and is a predicted model, not a curated record. NCBI's taxonomy places the organism in Eukaryota, Metazoa, Mollusca, Bivalvia, Ostreida, Ostreidae. The transcript is spliced from 7 exons.